AUGGUCCGCCAGUUGCUGAAACACUCGGUCCCAUCGACCCAUCCGACGACUACCUGCCGCCACAGCCACUGGACAAGUCCACAUGAGUGGGGCCAGCGACGAUCCGUGUACGAAGCAGCGUUGGCAGUCGGGCAGGCGAUUCUCACGUCAGGCGAAGGGACGCUUGCCAGCGUCCUCAACAACCAGCCCGCCUCCGAUCAGUUGGUCGAGUCGGGCACACCUGUGUCGCAAACGUACAAGCGCGGCGUUUUGUCCGUGUGGCCGGGUCUGGUCGACUACGCCGUCGCUGCCGUCGGCUGCGCAACGGUUGGUGGUGGGGCGUGCGCGAUGGCCUCGCGCAUCGCGUACCCGAAGGUCAUGGUCAUGUGCAGCCGCAUCGAGGAAAACACGGAUGUCGCCGGCAACGACUUUUCGUCCGGCGGCCGACCGAGUGUUGCUGACUGCUGA
Messenger RNA from Aphanomyces invadans, 447 nucleotides. RefSeq lists its product as hypothetical. The record is from RefSeq and is a predicted model, not a curated record. Lineage: Eukaryota; Oomycota; Saprolegniomycetes; Saprolegniales; Verrucalvaceae. The transcript is spliced from 3 exons. Bases 1 to 447 code for a protein of 148 amino acids.